Messenger RNA from Corticium candelabrum, 1263 nucleotides. RefSeq names its product speract receptor-like. The record is from RefSeq and is a predicted model, not a curated record. Gene Ontology annotation, cellular component: plasma membrane. Lineage: Eukaryota; Metazoa; Porifera; Homoscleromorpha; Homosclerophorida; Plakinidae. Gene Ontology annotation, biological process: receptor guanylyl cyclase signaling pathway; cGMP biosynthetic process; intracellular signal transduction. The coding region runs from base 9 to 1157 and encodes 382 amino acids. Gene Ontology annotation, molecular function: peptide receptor activity; guanylate cyclase activity; adenylate cyclase activity. The transcript has 3 exons.
CCACGCCUAUGGGCACGGCGAGCAGCAUUCCUUCCAAGUCAGACAAAGCAAGCAAGAAAGUUCUCGUCACUAGGCUUGAACGAGAGCGUGAACGAAAAUAUGAAACGUGUCUGGAAAGCGAAGAAAUGGCGGCAAAACAACUACUGGAAUACGAAGCUAAACUAUCAGAGUUGAAAUCAAAGAAUGAGCAGCUAGAGGAGACGAUGACCAAACUGAGAGCGCAGAUGAAAUCGGAAGCGGACAGUUGGCAACGAGAGAAGAGCGAGACGCUGCACAUGAUGUUCAGUGAAUUGCCGUUGAUGCAUCUGUCGGAGAAGUCGCGGCGGCAGACGAAGAUAUCGACCAACAUGUUCUCCGGAAGCGCCGAAAGUUUAUGCAAAACGUUUCCGAUGGUAACCAUAGCAACAUGGGAUGUGGUUGGAUUUGCAGAGUUAUGCGCGAGGAUCACUCCGGCUGAAGUCAUCUCAUUGUUGGACAAACUGUAUGCGAGAGUCGAUGACACAUUUGUUGACUGUAACAUUGUCAUACUCGAUCGUUCGUCUGACAGCUGCACGGCAGUCACAGGCCUAGUCGAGCACUACUACUCUCCAUCUCAAAUAACAAGCAAACCACCACUCAAAAAGGCUGACAGCACUUAUGGUAGUGUAGAUGAUUUGAGCAGUCAAAUGGGUGUGGUCAGAAUGCAACAAGUUGACGACACACAAUCACACGAACUGCCUGAGAAUUAUGCUGCCCUACUGGCAUCAUCGUGUCUGCGUCUAAUGAGCUCUAUUGCUGCCAUAAAAGUCUCUGGUUUACAUGAUUUUAUGCUGCAGUUGAGAAUAGCUCUGCAUUCUGGUCCUUGCUCUGCGGGUGCGAUUGGAUUGCAUUCGGAGCACCACAUCCCCAAGUACAGACUGUUUGGUCCGACUGUCACUCGAGCACAUUGGCUGCGUUCUAGUGGUCUGGCUCUUCAAAUUCGUGUCAGCAAGGAAAGCGAGGUGUUGUUGGAAAAGAAGGGCGGAUUUAGGUUGGAACGAUGUCCUGAUUAUAAACUUGCGAAUUGGAAUGAGACCGUGGAAUCUUAUUGGCUAGUUGGAAUGGACGCUCAUGACGUCAGGUUACCGUCUCUGGACAGAGCGAUUCCUCUUACAAACUACCUUCUACAGCACGUGUAAUACCACGUGCUAUUUGACAUACAUACAUACAUACAUACACUUUAGUUACUACAAUUGCUUUGUUGAUCUAACGCGCGUUAGAUAUAUUUUGUUGUACAUGUACAUA